AUGGCCCUCCCCAUAGCCAACAAGGCCAAUGUCAACACGAUGCACCGAUUUGGCGACCUCGGCCGGAUAACGACGCCGUUGGCUCUUGCUGUGCACAGGAGCUCGUACGAGUGGGCAGAGAAACUCCUCCAGAAGGGCGCGGAUCCCAAUAUCGGAUGCGACUUCGUUGCCAAUCAGCUGCUCAGCCAUCUGCUAGGCCACUACCCAGAGUACGACGACGCUAGACCGUCACUCAACUGCGUAUGGCGGCCCUUGGUCCUGGCGGUUGGGAUGGGCGAUGAGCCUUUGGUUCGCCUGCUGGUGGAGAAUGGUGCUCUUGAUGUGGUGUCCGAGCCCAAGGAAACUAGCGACGGCAUUCCCAGCUCGUUUCCGCCGGCUGGGGAUGUGACAGUGCAUCACAUAUAUGCUACGGGGCCUCUCGCCGGAGUCGACACGAUCGAGUUCCUGCUGAGAUCCUUUCCAGAGUCAGUCAACGCAGCAGUUGACGGUUGGAAAACGCCGCUGACGAUGGCGAUUUCCUCCCGAAAGUUUGACGCGUUCGAAGCUCUGUUGCAGGCCGCCGCAGAGGUGAACUAUCCAGAUGGUCCCCUGGUCCCCCCUCUGCACGCGGCAAUCGAGACGUUCUGGCUGAGCACUGAGCCAGCAUCGCGCUCCAUAUGCGUCCAGUUCAUGCAUCGGCUCAUUCAGAGGGGAGCGGACGUCAACCGAAUCUAUAACGGCUCGAGCCCCCUCACGGCUGUUCUUGGGGGCAUAAGCUGUUCGGAGACUAAGCAGCUACUUCCAUCCAUGUUUCCCAUAGUGCAGAUGCUCAUCCAGGGCCAGGCCGACGUAAACUACAUGGACCCCAGCGGCAAAACACCGAUGUGCAUCAUCUUUGACAAGGCCACGUUGACGUGGGAUUUCCGCACAUGCACCUUUCUCCAGCAACCCCUCAGCCAGCUGUUCGCUGCAGGCGCCGAUGUCAACAAGCACGGACCCAACCGGGAGACAAGUCUGUUCUCAUUGCUGAAGGCAUUCUUCCUGGAUCCAGCUGCAAAUGUCUCCGCCGCGUUCAUCCAAUGUACCGUGGCCUAUGGCGCUGUCCUGGGCGACGACGAGGCCAACCGGAUGUUCAUCAGGUGGCUGGACAAUGCAUGGUUCCAGAAAACAUACCGCAUGGCCCGCUACCACGGGAAACGCAUCUCGAAGGAGAUACUCUUCCAGGCGUACGAGGGUGCCAUCAAGCAGAGGGACAUGAAGAAGCUCAAGGCUCUCGGGGCCUUUGGAGAGCCUGCCAACACCGACGUGGUCUUGAGCCUUGCAUUUCACCCCGCAUACUAUAACCGGCAGGUGAUUGAGAGAUCGCGUGGGUGGCGGUUUGAUGCCAACUUUACCGAUGCCGAGGAUUCAGGGAGAGGAUAUAUGCACAAGAUCAUCAGGGUCCUCGAAUGCAACAAGGGCUACAGGGAGAAGCAGGCGACGCGGGACCUUCAGCAACUCCUGCUCCGGCGCUGCCGGCCGGGUCUUCUCGAUGCGGGGGGGAAGACGGCUCUCGAGAGGCUACGGAUGAUGGCCAACAAGGAGUGA
Geosmithia morbida is the source of this 1566-nucleotide messenger RNA. RefSeq names its product Ankyrin Repeat Protein. Gene Ontology annotation, molecular function: protein binding. Lineage: Eukaryota; Fungi; Ascomycota; Sordariomycetes; Hypocreales; Bionectriaceae. The record is from RefSeq and is a predicted model, not a curated record. The coding region runs from base 1 to 1566 and encodes 521 amino acids. The transcript has 3 exons.